CCAUUCACCAAUGAUUUCGCUCAUGCAGAUAUUCAUGAGCUUCUCUCCCCCGAUCUUUUGCACCAAAUCAUCAAGGGAAUUCUCAAGGACCACUUAGUUGAUUGGGUGGAAGAGUACUUGACAAUCACACACAGUGCUCACCAUGCAGCCAAAAUUAUGGAUGAUAUCGAUUGCAGGAUAGCAGCAGUAGCCCCACUUGCUGGGUUACGAUGCUUUCCAGAUGGGUGCGGAUUCAAGCAGUGGACUGGCAAUGACUCUAAGGCAUUAAUGAAGGUACGCUGCAGUAACGCGUGCCUCGAUUUUUGUUAUCUUGUACAGCAUGAGGCUCUCACUGAAGACGACCUUCUACAUGUCCAAGAAGCCCUGGACCAUUUCCAUCAAUACCAGGAGAUCUUCAAGACAAGCGGUGCGACGAAGUCAUUUUCUCUUCCCCGCCAGCAUUCUAUGUGUCACUACAUCUUGAUGAUCCGACUUUUCGGGGCACUCAAUGGCCUUUGCUCCUCCAUAAUGGAGUCUAUACAUAUUAAAGCAGUAAAAGAACCCUGGCGCCGCUCUAGCAGGUUCAAGGCGCUUGGUCAAAUGCUGCUAACAAUUGAGGCACAUGGCAUGCUUCAUGGCUCUUGCCUCUCUGAAGCUUUGCGAGAACUUCAAAAAUGUGCGUGA
Messenger RNA from Suillus subalutaceus, 663 nucleotides. RefSeq lists its product as uncharacterized. The transcript has 3 exons. The record is from RefSeq and is a predicted model, not a curated record. The annotation marks the transcript as partial. Lineage: Eukaryota; Fungi; Basidiomycota; Agaricomycetes; Boletales; Suillaceae.